Knipowitschia caucasica is the source of this 1392-nucleotide messenger RNA. The record is from the annotation of a GenBank genome assembly. NCBI's taxonomy places the organism in Eukaryota, Metazoa, Chordata, Actinopteri, Gobiiformes, Gobiidae.
AUGGCUCCUGAGAUCAUAGACAAAGGUCCUCGUGGAUACGGGAAACCAGCCGACAUCUGGUCCCUGGGCUGCACCAUCAUCGAGAUGGCCACGGGGAGACCGCCCUUCUACGAGCUGGGAGAGCCUCAGGCCGCUAUGUUCAAGGUGGGGAUGUUUAAGAUCCACCCAGAGAUCCCAGAGUCCAUGUCGCUGGAGGCCAAAGCUUUCAUCCUCCGCUGCUUCGAGCCGGAUCCAGACCGACGCGCCACGGCCACAGACCUGCUCACCGACCUGUUCCUGACCGUCACCAGCCGCAAGAAGAAGAGCAAGAGCAGCCUCAGCGCUCCUUCCUCUGGGUCAGAGUACCUGCGCAGCAUCUCUCUGCCGGUGCCGGUGGUGGUGGAGGACACCAGCAGCAGCAGCGAGUACGGCUCUGUCUCCCCUGACAACGACCUCCACACCAACCCCUUCAACUUCAAAUCCAGCGGCAAAAGUCUGAGCGAGAGAGAAGUGAAGGGGCCACGCUCGCUCUUCCUGAGCAUUCCAGUGGAGAACUUUGAGGACCACAGUGCCCCACCGUCUCCAGACGAGAAAGACUCCGGCUUCUUUCUGCUUCGGAAAGACAGCGAGAGGCGAGCCACGCUGCACCGCAUUCUCACCGAGGACCAGGACAAAGUGGUGGCUAACCUCAUGGACGCGCUGACACAGGGGUCUGAGGAAACCAAGCUGAAGCCACAGAACAUUUCCACGCUCGUCUCCAGUUUGGCAGACUUCGUGCGGGUGGCGGAUCGGAAAAUCAUUGCAAACAUUUUGUCUCAGCUCAAACUGGAGCUGGACUUUGACAGCACUGCCAUCAGCCAGCUGCAGGUGGUGCUGUUCGGCUUUCAGGAUGCGGUGAACAAAGUGCUGCGAAACCACAACAUCAAGCCCCACUGGAUGUUUGCUCUGGACAACAUCAUCCGAAAGGCCGUGCAGACCGCCAUCACCAUCCUCGUGCCAGAGCUGAGGCCGCACUUCAGCCUGGCCUCAGAGAGCGACCCCGCCGACCCGGACGACGUGGACGAGGACCCUGAAGGCGGCCUCUCGCAGCCUCACCACAGCCGCAGAGCUUCUGUGGCUCAGAACGAAGACUCCACGGCUCCAAACGAAGACACCGUGGUCACCUCCGGGGUCAGCACGCUCAGCUCCACCGUGUCCCACGAGUCUCACGCCGCACAGAGGUCUGUGACGCUGCAGCUGGGACGGAUGAAGCUGGAGACCAACAGGUUGUUGGAGCAGCUGUUGGAGAAGGAGCGAGAGUACCAGGCCAUUCUUCAACAAGUGCUGGACGAGAGAGAGCAGGAGAUCCGGCUCCUGAAGCUGAGAUCGGAGCCCACAGCCGGGACCGAGGAGCCUCACCACAGAGCGGCCUGA